AUGUACUUAGUGGUAUGGUUUCCCCAAAUCUCCGGCCCUCAGGGUGAAAAGCGGCUUGAUUUCAGGUAUUCAGACUGGGCUUUGGAGCCCAUCAAGAACUCGCUGUUUGCCCUUUCCUCCGGCAGUUGGACGAACCAGGACGUGGUUGUGGAAGAGGGGUUCAUCCCUUUGGAUGUCGCGCUGGUCUUGGAGCACGGUGCUGAUGCCAAAAUUGCAGAAGAGUCUUUGCAGGUGGUCAAGGCCCUUACGUUUUACUCAGACGAGUUCCGGCACAAAGUGUCGGAUGCCGGCAUGUUCAAGGCAAUGGCGCAGGUCCUGGCCUCCCGAAGCUUCGAUCGGGGAGCGGUGAGCCUGGUCUGCGAGACCCUUCCUUUCCUGGUGGGGCCAGCCUUUCAGGUUUCGACUUAUCCGGAAACGGUGCGACAGAUCCCCUUCGAUGCUGACAUCCAGGCACGUGCGGGCAAAGACGGCAUGCUUGAGGCCCUCCUCGCAAGGGCCAUGUCAGCUGAAGAGAUGCAGCACUUCGAGCAUGGUGGUUUCAACUUCAAUGUCGAUGCAGCUUACCCGGCGCAGCAGCACUGCUAUCAAGCACUGCAGUCCAUGGCACAG
Molecule: messenger RNA, 609 nt
Organism: Symbiodinium sp. CCMP2456
Lineage: Eukaryota; Dinophyceae; Suessiales; Symbiodiniaceae
Source: the annotation of a GenBank genome assembly